GAAUGUUCCGUGAGAGAAACCGCGGCGUUUAUGCAUUUGUUUUAUGUAGUAGGAAUUUGUGCAACAUUUGUCGAUAAUAUCAAUGGAGAGAAGGCACACAUCCCAUGGACACAAGAGAAGAUUGGCCACAAGCCCAGCACCCUCAGCUCCAGUGACAUCACCAGAGUCUUUUCACACACAGACUUGAACCAGAUGUGGCAGAGGGACCUCAGGCCUCUGCGAGUGUCAUGGUACCCCAACUCUGCAGGUAGCCUGGCAGUGCAUCAGCACAUCAAGAGCACUCUGGGUUCUCUGAGGGCAGGCUGGGAUGUUAAGGAGGACACGUUUGAGUCACACCCCCCUUACGGUCCCAUGACUUUCAACAACAUCAUUGCUACCCUCAACCCCUCCGCCAAGCGUCGUCUGGUGCUGGCGUGCCACUAUGACUCCAAGUACUACCCUCUCCAGUGUCAUGGGUGUGAGUUCCUGGGUGCCACGGACUCAUCUGUGCACUGUGCCAUGAUGCUGGAGCUUGUACAGACUCUGGACCGUGAGCUAAAGAUUCUAAAGGAAUCCAAUCCCAACCUUUCUCUCCAGCUAUUGUUCUUUGAUGGUGAGGAAGCUCUGUUCCAGUGGACCGCUCCAGACUCCCUGUACGGCUCCAGUCAGCUCAGGAGAUGGAGAACACAGCACACCCACCUGGAGCCACAGACACCAACCAAAUGCAUUACCUGAUUGGAGGCCCUAGCCCUCGCUUUGGCAACCAGUUCCCCAACACUGCCUGGUGGCUCACCAAAAUGCAGAACAUUGGUGAGAGCUCACAGACUAUGAUCUGUGUCAUUCUAUCAGCCUCUGUCUGUCUGUCUGUCUGUCUGUCUGUCUGUCUGUCUGUCUGUCUGUCUGUCUGUCUGUCUGUCUGUCUGUCUGUCUGUCUGUCUGUCUGUCUGUCUGUCUGUCUGUCUGUCUGUCUGUCUUUUCAGAGCAUAGUUUGCAUCACAUUGGCCAGCUGAAGGACCAUCCAAAUGACUACUGCUGGCCUGGUAUGUCUGUGGGUCCGGUGCAGGAUGACCACAUGCCAUUCCUCCUAAGAGAGGGAUGGAGAUCAUUUCAAUAUUAAUUUGGAGGAGGGUUUGGAAGAGCUGUGGCGGGAAACAGUGGCUCAUGUUGGUGCGUUAACGUACAGAGCCUGACGUCAUUCCCAGAAGCUUUGUAAUUCUAUACGAUCACACAAAGAUCUGCUGUGGCCUUGCUAUUUGUGUCUAAAUGUACAUGACCUUACACUGUCCAGUUCAUAUUAGCAUAGAAAAACUUUCAGAAGUCAGGAGAUAAUAUGUAUAUUUCUAUUGUUAAUAUGUCAUCUUUAUUGGACACUGUGCUAUCUAACCUCCAAACGAGCUUCAAUGCCAUACAACACUCCUUCCGUAGCCUCCAACUGCUCUUAAACGCUAGUAAAACCAAAUGCAUGCUUUUCAACCGAUCGCUGCCUGCACCCGCAUGCCCGACUAGCAUCACCACACUGGAUGGUUCCGACCUUAAAUAUGUGGACACCUAUAAGUACCUAGGUGUCUGGCUAGACUGCAAACUCUCCUUCCAGACCCAUAUCAAACAUCUCCAAUCGAAAAUCAAAUCAAGAGUCGGCUUUCUAUUCUGUAACAAAGCCCCCUUCACUCACGCCGCCAAGCUUACCCUAGUAAAACUGACUAUCCUACCAAUCCUCGACUUCGGCGAUGUCAUCUACAAAAUUGCUUCCAACACUCUUCUCAGCAAACUGGAUGCAGUUUAUCACAGUGCCAUCCGUUUUGUCACUAAAGCACCUUAUACUACCCACCACUGCGACUUGUAUGCUCUAGUCGGCUGGCCCUCGCUACAUAUUCGUCGCAAGACCCACUGGCUCCAGGUCAUCUACAAGGCCAUGCUAGGUAAAGCUCCGCCUUAUCUCAGUUCACUGGUCACGAUGGCAACACCCAUCCGUAGCACGCGCUCCAGCAGGUGUAUCUCACUGACCAUCCCUAAAGCCAACACCUCAUUCGGCCGCCUUUCGUUCCAGUACUCUGCUGCCUGUGACUGGAACGAAUUGCAAAAAUCGCUGAAGUUGGAGACCUUUAUCUCCCUCACCAACUUCAAACAUCAGCUAUCUGAGCAGCUAACCGAUCGCUGCAGCUGUACAUAAUCUAUUGGUAAAUAGCCCACCCAUUUUAACCUACCUCAUCCCCACAGUUUUUAUUUAUUUACUUUUCUGCUCUUUUGCACACCAAUAUCUCUACCUGUACAUGAUCAUCUGAUCAUUUAUCACUCCAGUGUUAAUCUGCAAUAUUGUAAUUAUUCACCUACCUCCUCAUGCCUUUUACACACAUUGUAUAUAGACUCCCCUUUUUUUCUACUGUGUUAUUGACUUGUUAAUUGUUUACUCCAUGUGUAACUCUGUGUUGUCUGUUCACACUGCUAUGCUUUAUCUUGGCCAGGUCGCAGUUGUAAAUGAGAACUUGUUCUCAACUAGCCUACCUGGUUAAAUAAAGGUGAAAUAAAAAUAAAAUAAAAAAUGUUCUCCUUAUAUCCUGCAAGGUCACAUAGAAAUAUAAGGUGAAAAGCCUGCUGUGUUUUUAUGACAAUGUUAGCUACGUUUUGAUGUUCUACAUCUGCACUGCUUGCUGUUUGGGAUUUCAGGUUAGGUCUCUGUAUCUGCUGAUGUAAAAAGGGCUUUAUAAAUAUAUUUGUUUGAAUGAUUGAUUGAUGCUGGUCUUGGAAUAAUACACACUGCAAAAAAUGUACAUCCUUUAUUUGAGUCUGAAAUAAAUGUUGAUCCAAAAA
Molecule: messenger RNA, 2787 nt
Organism: Oncorhynchus masou masou (cherry salmon)
Lineage: Eukaryota; Metazoa; Chordata; Actinopteri; Salmoniformes; Salmonidae
Product: glutaminyl-peptide cyclotransferase-like
Exons: 6
Coding region: 31-714 (227 amino acids)
Molecular function (GO): glutaminyl-peptide cyclotransferase activity; zinc ion binding
Source: RefSeq, a predicted model, not a curated record